Kwoniella mangroviensis CBS 8507 is the source of this 2619-nucleotide messenger RNA. RefSeq lists its product as uncharacterized. Gene Ontology annotation, cellular component: membrane; mitochondrion; microtubule. Gene Ontology annotation, molecular function: GTP binding; microtubule binding; GTPase activity. Gene Ontology annotation, biological process: peroxisome fission; mitochondrial fission. Bases 1 to 2619 code for a protein of 872 amino acids. The record is from RefSeq and is a predicted model, not a curated record. The transcript has 9 exons. Lineage: Eukaryota; Fungi; Basidiomycota; Tremellomycetes; Tremellales; Cryptococcaceae.
AUGUCAAUGGACGGUGAUCUCAUCGCUCUCGUCAACAAACUCCAGGACACCUUCAACGCCAUCGGCGGGGAUGCCGUCGACCUACCUCAAAUAGUAGUCGUGGGAUCCCAGUCAUCUGGUAAAUCGUCCGUUCUUGAGACCAUAGUCGGUAGAGAUUUCCUACCAAGAGGACAAGGGAUAGUGACCAGACGACCUUUGGUACUUCAGUUGAUCCACACCCCCGACUCUUCUUCCUCCUCGACAUCUGGUCUUUCUCCCUCUGCACACAACAACAAUUCUUCCUCAUCCAUUAGAAGAUCACCUAGAAUCGGUUCGACGGACGAUGGAAAUAAUGGUUAUUUGCCUAAUCUCGAACAUACCCCUACUGCCGGAGCGGGAAUAAUGAGACCCGGUGGAAGACAGAUGAACGAAUAUGGCAAUGUCACCUAUGCGGAAUUCUUACAUAUUAAUAGACGAUUCACGGACUUUGAGGAGAUAAGGAAAGAAAUUGAGAAUGAAACGUAUAGAGUUGCAGGCCAAAAUAAGGGAGUGUCCAAGUUACCAAUCAACUUGAAGAUCUACGGUCCAGGUGUACUCAACCUUACACUCGUCGAUCUACCAGGUCUGACGAAGGUUCCGGUGGGAGAUCAACCUACGGAUAUUGAAAGGCAAAUCAAGAACCUUGUGCUUGAUUAUAUCUCCAAGCCCAAUGCUGUGAUCCUUGCCGUCUCACCAGCCAACGUCGAUUUAGCCAAUUCUGAUGCCCUCAAAUUAGCUCGUUCGGUUGACCCCCGUGGUCUAAGGACUCUGGGUGUUCUGACGAAACUUGAUUUGAUGGAUGCUGGAACCAACGCUUUGGAUAUUCUGACGGGCAGGACUUACCCUCUCAAGCUUGGUUUCGUGGGAGUGGUCAAUAGAAGUCAACAAGAUAUCAUGCAAGAUCUACCUAUGGAUGAUGCGAGACAGAAAGAAGAGGAUUUCUUCAAGACUCAUCCAGUAUAUCGAAACAUCGCUCAUAGGUGUGGUACGAAAUACCUAGCGAAGACGCUUAACGCCGUAUUGAUGACCCAUAUAAGAGAGAAACUACCCGACAUGAAAGCUCGUCUGAACACUUUGAUGGGUCAAACCCAACAAGAAUUAAACGCUUUCGGAGAUGCUACAUUCUUAGGUGAACAACACCGAGGCUCUUUGAUCCUUAAAUUGAUGACAGAAUUCUCGAAAGAUUUCGUUUCCUCCAUCGACGGUACUUCUUUGGAGAUUUCUACCAAAGAAUUAUCAGGUGGAGCAAGAAUCUAUUACAUCUUCAAUGAAGUCUUCGGUCAUGCUUUAACUACCAUCGAUCCAGCCCAGAACUUGUCAUUAACGGACAUUCGAACUGCUAUAAGGAACUCUACCGGACCAAGACCAAGUUUGUUCGUUCCUGAGGUAGCCUUCGACUUGUUGGUCAAGCCCCAAAUCAAAUUGUUAGAACCACCAAGUCUGAGAUGUGUAGAAUUGGUUUAUGAGGAAUUGAUGAAGAUCUGCCACAAUUGUACUAGUCCCGAAUUACAACGGUUCCCUCGGUUACUCACCCAACUCAUCGAAGUCGUCUCUGAGUUGUUGAGAGAACGACUAGGUCCUACUUCCGACUAUGUCUCUAGUUUGAUCUCAAUUCAGGCCGCUUACAUCAAUACCAACCACCCUGAUUUCAUCGCUGGCUCAGCGGCUAUUGCGAGAGAAGGUCAGCAACAGUCUUCGCAGAUGGCAAGGAUACCCUCACAGGCUAGCUCACCAGACGACGAAGAUGAGUCAGUCUCUUCUGACGGAGCAGGCUCAGCCCCACCUAAUGGAGCUCCCCUGAAUAACCUUCAUCCUCGUUCGGCAUCCACGUCAGUACCCGAUAUUCGAAGACCAUCAGUCGCAACCAAAGGAAAUGUUGCGAGUGAAUUAUCGAAAACUCGCCGACAUGAACGUACGGCCUCUGGAUCAAAUACCAUCUCACCUAAUGCUAUCCCUCAACCUCAUAUGGCCAAUACCAUUGGUGGCGGGAUCUCACCCCAUGGCGCAGGUGCCAAACAAUCUUUCCUGAAUUACUUCCUGGGAGGUCCAAAUGGCUUAGACGAACCCCGACCUUCAUCCGCUCCUGCCACCGAAAGACAUCAUCAUCAACAAUCUCGAAUUUCCAACAACUCGAGUAAACAGUCUCAGUCACAGUCGAAAGAUCUUCUUCCUGAUUUGAGUACUGGUAGAAGACCUGGUAAUCUGAGGUCUGGCUUUGGGAUGGAUACUAGUUCGACUUAUGAUAUGAAAUCUUUGGGUAAACAUCUGGAAGCUAACUCCCCGGAUCAUCCAUUACACUUGACAGCACGGGAAGAGAUGGAAACUACCUUGAUCCGAUCUUUGAUCGCCAGUUAUUUCAGUAUCACCCGGCAGACUAUACAAGAUAUAGUACCGAAAUCAAUCAUGCAUCUACUGGUAAACUUCUCUCGAGACGCAAUUCAACAACGAUUAGUCACCCAGUUAUACAAACCUGAUUUAUUCGCUGAAUUGCUAUUUGAAGAUGAAGCGCUUGUAUCGGAACGUACAAGGAUCAAGGCUUUGUUAGACGCUUAUAAGGAGGCUUUCAAGGUGUUGAGUGAGGUUAGUUUGAAAUCGACAUGA